Messenger RNA from Caretta caretta (loggerhead turtle), 3988 nucleotides. RefSeq names its product nanos C2HC-type zinc finger 2 (gene NANOS2). Lineage: Eukaryota; Metazoa; Chordata; Testudines; Cheloniidae. The record is from RefSeq and is a predicted model, not a curated record. Gene Ontology annotation, molecular function: RNA binding; zinc ion binding.
GCUGAGCUCCCGGCCGGCAGCCACUGUUUUACAGCUGACCAGCUCUGAAGACAGUGCAGAAGUAAGGAUACCAGUAGCACAACCCCUACAAUAACCCUGCAACCCCCAAAUACUCCUUUUUGUGUCUAGACACCUACAAUUACAACAUCCUGAGAUUUCAGAUUUAAGUAGCUGAAAUCAGGAAAUUUACCAUUUUUAAAAUCCUAUGACCAUGAAAUUGACCAAAAUGGACUGUAAGUUUGGUAGGGCCCUAAUAAUAAGACAGAAAACUUCAUAUUGCCUCUAUGUAAAUCCAUGGUACGCCCACAUCUUGAAUACUGCGUGCAGACCUGGUUGCCCCAUCUCAAAAAAGAUAUACUGGAAUUGGGAAAGGUUCAGAAAAGGGCAACAAAAAUGAUGAGGGGUAUGGAAAAGAUUCUGUAUGAAAAGAGAUUAAUAAGUGUCACGGAGUCCCCGGGUGAUGCUCUGGAACUGCUCCCUACGAAGCCAGGCAGGACUCUGGGGAAGUCUCCUUUCUGUUAGCAGACUGUCUUCAGGACACACAGCUCACACAGCUUCCACUUUCCUGGGUCUGAUCUCGGAGCAUUCAGCAUCCUCUGCCCCUCCGUGCGCUUCCCCCAGCGAGUCUGCUCAGGCGGAGUCCUGGAGAAGCCAGAGGGUCCUGCCCCCCAACUUCGCAGUCAGACGUGACUCUCAGCCAGCCAGUAAAACAGAAGGUUUAUUAGACCACAGGAACAUGGUCUAAACCAGAGCUUGUAGGUGCAGAGAACAGGAUCCCUCAGCCGGGUCCAUUUUGGGGGGCAGUGAGCCAGACAACCACGUGUGCACUUCACUCCAUGUCCCAGCCAGCCCCAAACUGAAACUCCCUCCAGCCCCUCCUCCUCUGGGCUUUGUCCCUUUCCCCGGGCCAGGAGGUCACCUGAUUCCUUUGUUCUCCAACCCUUUAGCUCUCACCUUGCAGGGGGGAAGGCCCAGGCCAUCAGUUGCCAGGAAACAGGGUGUUGGCCAUUCUCUGUAUCCAGAUCCCUGCACACACCUGCCCUCUAGGGCUCUGCAAUGAUCAUACACCCUUAUCCUACCACCUAGAGACAAGAACUGCAUAGGGGAAACUGAGGCACCCCCACACUAUUCAGAGGAAACAUUAAGAACAGUCCCGCUUCAUCACAAUAAGAUUAGGACUUUUCAGCUUGGAAAAGAGACGAUUAAGGGAGGAUAUGACAGAAGUCUACAAAAUCAUGACUGGUGUAGAGAAAGUAAAUAAAGAAGUGUUAUUUACUCCUUCUCAUAACACAAGAAGUGGGGGUCACCCAAUGAAAUUAAUAGGCAGCAGGUUUAAAACAAACAAAAGGAAGUAUUUCUUUAAACAAUACACAGUCAACCUGUGGAACUCCUUGCCAGAGGAUGUUGUGAAGGCCAAGACUAUAACAGGGUUCAAUAAAGAACUAGAUACGUUCAUAGAGGAUAGGCCCAUCAAUGGUUAUUAGUCAGUAUUGGCAGGGAGGGUGUCCCUAGCCUCUGGUUGCCAGAAGCUGGGAAUGGGUAACAGGGGAUGGGUCACUUGACGAUGACCUGUUCUGUUCAUUCCCCCUGGGGCACCCGGCAUUGGCCGCUGUCGGACGGCAGGAUACUGGACUAGAUGGACCUUGGUCUGACCCAGUAUGGCCCUUCUUAUGUUCUUAUGACUUUAUUCCAGAAUAUUUACUCUGCCUUGGAGUUAUGCUGGAAUACCUAGAGUGGAAUAACUACUUUGGUACAGAUAUGCUGGUCAGUUUACCUUAAGGAGGGGACUGGUGGGAAAGUGACCAUGUCCAUUACUUUUUACGGACCUCCUCCCUUUAGCAUCUCUGUCAAUCUUUGCAACUGAUGAGGGCAGGUUUUAGCAGAUAUGUGUGUGGGGUUUGGGUUUUUUUUUAAAAAGAAAACGGAAAAGUGUUAACAGGCUGGAGCAGAAAAGGCCUCUUUAAACAUUUUUAAAAGUCUUUAAAAAGCUUUCAACUAAUGCUGUUCAGACUCGGUUUGAUGGUUAAAUCUGAGUGAGAUAAAAAGCAGCCACAUCUGAGACUUUUGUGGAUGUUUUCGUGACACCAGCGUAAGCCAUGCCUGCUCAGUGUGGCACUCCGCCCCCUUCAAGUGGUGGCUAGGCCAGCUACAGAUUGAUGAGUAGAUCCCUGAGUAGCUCCGCAUCCAAGCCAGGAGCCCGCAGACAUAGUCUUGUGGCUAUAAAGCGGCGAUCCGCAGAUUUGCAGGGCUCUAGGGAUGAGCUUGCUACAACCGCCGCUAAGAGAGGGGUGGCUUUUAGCUCAGGCAGUAGAGGCUCCCACAUCAAGGUCAAGGGAUCCCACGUUCGAUCGUAGCCGCUGACAGCGUUACCCGAGGCCAGGGGCAGUCAAUAGGCAGACCCCAGGCCAACUCCGGACCAGCAGACACUUUUGAAUGGACCUCGAGAUCUUUUUAUUUACUUAUGAUGAUCAUUAUUGUUGGUUUAUUUUUAUUAUUUUCUCUGGAGUCUGGAUCUUGACUAUACCUGGACCAAGAAAUUUGGACCUUGGCAAAAAAUAACGGACUGCCCCUGGGUGGGAGGUGAGCUUCUGGAGCAGAAGGGAGGGAAAAUGGAAUUCAGUUUUCUAGAAGAGGGGUGCGUCUGAUGCCCAGUAGAUUUGCUAUAGCUGAACCUUGAUAUUUAGCUCAUUAAUCUCCGGUGUGGGAUGCUUUUCUGUUUUGAUUUCCGGCCCUUUAAAUUGGAGACUCCACCUCCUUGCACUGGAUGGGCACAGUGCAGCCUGCUGGCAAUGCUGCCUACUGCAGGCCACGCCUAUUAAAGGAGCAGGGGUCGAGGAGCUUUUUGCAGAGUAGGGGGCUUCUCUGAUGAGCACCAUGCUUCCCGACUGGCUUUCCGGGACACCUUCUCCACCUGUCACGAUCGCGCAUGACUUCAACAUGUGGCGGGACUACCUGAACCUGUCAAAGGUUCUUGGCGAAAUCAUUGAGGAGCACAGAAGGGGGUCCAGGAGCCUCCUAACCUGUGAGACUGCAGAUCUCUGCCUGCCAGGGACCCCCCUUCAAAUGCCUCCGGGGGAUGCCUCGAGCCUGAAGUCAUCGGGAUGGAACAGGAGCAAUGGCAGCAGCUGUCCGCAAAGUGGGCAGAACAGGGCGGCCACCCCUCAGACGCCCGGCAGACUCCUAUGCAACUUCUGCAGACACAACGGGGAGUCCAAGAGGGUCUACUCCUCCCACUUGCUGAAGCAAGCCGAUGGCAUCGUGCUGUGUCCCAUCCUGCGCAACUACGUGUGCCCGGUGUGUGGUGCCACGGGCGAUGGGGCCCACACGCUGAAAUACUGCCCGCACAAUCAAGAGAAGCAGUCCCUCUACUGCAAAGGUGGACGCAACUCGGCUGGCUUCAUAGUGAGACGGUGAACGGCAGGGGAAGAAACCACCUCCACCCUGGGACCUUUCACCGGGGAGCCACCAGAAGGGGCUUGGAACUGAAGUCUAUUUUCUACCCUUUGUUUCCGAGUUUGCGUUUCAAGUCCAGGGUGGAUUUGACUCAGCCACGCAGAAAGUCGCCCUGGUUUCUUUAAAUCCCCACAGCAGCCUGGUUUUCGUUUCCCUGACUUCGGGCGGAAGAGAACCAGUGCCAACGAACCGGAAGUUUCGUAGUUUUGCCCUUGGCCUGCUAACUCAUGCGGAGAUUUAAUUUUCAGCAUUUGCAGACGAGGCAGCAUCCGUCGGGGUAGAUGGGUGCAAGGCUUUUGUCUUUGGUAGAUUUGUUUUGUUUGAAACUUCUUUUCCCCACCAAGUGUUAUUCGUUUUGUUUUACGCAUCACAGGAAUCACGAGGACUUUUAAAUGUGAAGUUUACUUUAAAAUCAUGUCAGAAAAAGAACUGAAUUCUAAUAUACGCAGCUACGUCAUGUUUUAACUGAUUUUGUUAUUACAACAUGUUGCGGGGGGGAGGGAUUGUUCUCUCGGUGUUAUGAGAUUUGAGGGUU